Molecule: messenger RNA, 1079 nt
Organism: Chlamydomonas reinhardtii
Lineage: Eukaryota; Viridiplantae; Chlorophyta; Chlorophyceae; Chlamydomonadales; Chlamydomonadaceae
Exons: 5
Coding region: 129-356 (75 amino acids)
Source: RefSeq, a predicted model, not a curated record
UUUCCAUCGGCACGCCCGAGGGGGGCCGCCAGUUCUGCAGCACGCUCCCCUUCCCCCCGGAGCUGCUGCUGCUUGACCCUGACUACAAGCUGUACGGCCACCUCAAGUGCUACGAGGGCUUCAAGGCCAUGUUCAGCCCGCAAACCUGGGACGCGAUGAAGGCCCGCGAGUGGAAUGAGUUCAAGGCGCUCCUCAACAAGUACAAGAUGAUUGCGCCCAAGAGUGUGGACACCACCGCUGUGAUGGGAGGCGUGUUCGUGCUCGACAAUGGCAAGGUCUUGUUCGAGCAUCGCGACGUGGGCCCCGGCGUGCACGCGCCCAUGAAGGACGUGCUGGCAUCGUGCUGCAUCGCUUGAAACGCACAUGUUAUACAGCUGAAAGCUAUGAUACGAUGCGCGGAGCAGAUUCAUGCAUUAUAUAGAUGGAGUUUGGUUCGAGAUAUUGAGAGCUAGAGAUUGGACGGGCUUCGACUCACACAAGUAGCGGCUCAAGCUGAUGACCGGGUCUUGAACUGCCCGCGCUCCACCCACACAUGACGCCCCUGCGAGUUACUCAUUCCGCUGAAUGCAACAGAGCCGAGCAGUGUGCGAACGUGCGCGUGUGCUUGCGGGGCCAGGCUCGAGCCAAAGCCCCCAAUCACGCGCCGCGUGCGCCCUGCCGGCCGCCGGCGGCGGGGCUGAUAAUUAUAUCGCGCGGGCCUGCUGUCGGCUGAUUGCCGCCUCUCCUGGGGAGGAGGGGCGGGGCCGACGGGGGCGUGUCGCGGGGUGCGGCCCUGACUCAACCAGGGCCAAGAGCGGCGGGCAGGGCUUGCCGUUGACUUGCAGUGGAGAGAGCUGUCAUGGUUGAUUGGAUGGUGCGAAUGAACGUCGCCGGUGCCUUUCGUUAUGCCAGUCGUAGUAUCGCUUGUAUGCGGGGGGCGGGGGGGGGGGGGUAGGAAACAAAGUGCCAGACCCCAUGCCCCGGACUCCCCCGGGACCCUCCUUGAGGGGACGACCGACCCCCCACGGACAAAACCAUGUUGUUUAGGGGUUAAAACCCCUCCAUUUCAUACCAAAGUGGUGUCAAUCGACUCCUUUUGA